This is a messenger RNA of Fonsecaea nubica, 369 nucleotides long. RefSeq lists its product as hypothetical. NCBI's taxonomy places the organism in Eukaryota, Fungi, Ascomycota, Eurotiomycetes, Chaetothyriales, Herpotrichiellaceae. The transcript has a single exon. The record is from RefSeq and is a predicted model, not a curated record. Bases 1 to 369 code for a protein of 122 amino acids.
AUGGCGCAAACACGCGGCGCAACCGGCCACUCCAAGCCAAGAGUCUUUGCCACCGUCUCGACCGAGCCUGUGCGCAAACGCAAGACGACGGCUACCACCACGGACGGCGCCACCAAGAAGCGCAGGAGCGCUCCAAAGAAGGCGGGCGCAACAACCACCGGCGCAGGUGUCACGAAGAAACGUGCGCCGGCGACGCACCACAAGAGAAAGCCCACAAUUGCGGACAAGGUCGAGGGCGCGGUGGAGAAAGUCAUCGGGACCGUCGAGGGAAAGCCCGGCAAGAAGGCUGCAGGCACGAAGAAGAUCAAAGGCACAGACGGGAAAGGCAGCAAAGUGUCCAAGAACACCGCGAGGGUCGAAGUAUCCUAG